Molecule: messenger RNA, 390 nt
Organism: Exophiala spinifera
Lineage: Eukaryota; Fungi; Ascomycota; Eurotiomycetes; Chaetothyriales; Herpotrichiellaceae
Exons: 1
Coding region: 1-390 (129 amino acids)
Source: RefSeq, a predicted model, not a curated record
AUGUCGACGACAUCAACCUCAGCAGAAUCCCAACUGGCAUCAGCAUCUUCAGCCCAACGCACAGCCGAGGCCAAGAGGGCAUUUACGGCUUCUCUGGUUGCCGCGGGGACGAGUAUCGACGCGGAGUUGGAAGCUCGCGCGAAAAAUAUUCACUCAAAUGCCAAAGCAUUAUCAGAGCAGGAGGAUCAGCUUCGCAAGAAAACGAUAGCCGUGGCCAGAGACGCCGAUUCGCUGGAGAAGCUACUGAAAAAAACGAAGCCUGCAGUGGAUAGUCUGGGUGAUCUGGAUACUAUGUUGGCUGAUCUUGAGGCUGAUAUGGCCACUAUGGAGGAAACUCUGCGUCUAGCUGAGCAAAGUGACGAGGAGGGAAUCCGAAACAACGCGCAUUGA